AUGUUCAAACUUCUUGGCACAAUGUGGUUUCCUUUAAUCACGAGAGGCUCUACUUACGCACCCGUCACCGCCGAUCUUGAAGAAGAAGCAAAGCCGGGGCUUCAAGAGAGUUCUAAGAACAAACUGAACCUGAGAUUGAAUAUUCUAUUACUCUUCACUCUUUGUUUCGUAUCCUGUGCACUAGGGUUUCUUGCUGCAAGAUUCCUAGACACACGAUCGAUUGCUGCCCGUGUAGGACCUCAAUUUGCUAAAGAACUGGGCAAUUUCUCAUACAAUCGCAAUUUCUCGUAUCCACCAUCUAAUACCACAGAUGCUGCUUGGAAUGGAUUGUUUAUGACGAAAGGUGGUGGGGGGUUUUUCAAUCAUCCAUAUGUUGAAGGUGAUAGAGCUACAUUGAGCGUUUUGCAUCAGUUGCACUGUUUGGAUGGUAUACGUCACAUUUACUACCUCAAUAAUGACGCAGCGACAACAGGGAAAGUACUUGUCGAGGAAGAAUUAGAACCUCAUAUGAGAAGAAGUCAUGUGAGACAUUGCAUUGAUUUCUUGAGGCAGAGUUUGAUGUGUUGUGGGGACAGUAGUAUUGAGAGGGUUAAUUCUGAGUUGAAGGGCGUAACCGGAUGGGGUACUGAGCAUAUGUGUACGAAUUGGGAAGAGCUGCAGGAAUGGGUUGGAGAGAGACAGAGGUUGGAUCGUGAGGGAUGA
Messenger RNA from Botrytis porri, 702 nucleotides. RefSeq lists its product as uncharacterized. The coding region runs from base 1 to 702 and encodes 233 amino acids. The transcript is spliced from 4 exons. The record is from RefSeq and is a predicted model, not a curated record. Lineage: Eukaryota; Fungi; Ascomycota; Leotiomycetes; Helotiales; Sclerotiniaceae. Gene Ontology annotation, biological process: mycotoxin biosynthetic process.